Cutaneotrichosporon cavernicola is the source of this 243-nucleotide messenger RNA. RefSeq lists its product as uncharacterized. Lineage: Eukaryota; Fungi; Basidiomycota; Tremellomycetes; Trichosporonales; Trichosporonaceae. Bases 1 to 243 code for a protein of 80 amino acids. The transcript is spliced from 3 exons. The record is from RefSeq and is a predicted model, not a curated record.
AUGGCCAAGGACGCUAUCGUCAAGUUCCAGAAGAGCGCUACGUCCGAGGAGAAGCAGAAGAUCAUCGACGACAUCAAGUCUGCCGGCGGCACCAUCGUGCGCGACGACAACGUCGGCUCGAGCAUCUUCCCGUUCGUCGUCGUCAACGUCUCGCCCGACCAGUUCGCGUCGCUCAAGUCGGGCCUCGCGGGCUCCAAGGUCGUCUCGCACAUCGAGGAGGACCAGGAAAUGACUACGCAGUAG